This is a messenger RNA of Microthlaspi erraticum, 3207 nucleotides long. The record is from the annotation of a GenBank genome assembly. Lineage: Eukaryota; Viridiplantae; Streptophyta; Magnoliopsida; Brassicales; Brassicaceae.
AUGCCGCGAAAACCUAGACGUAAUGUGCCGGAGAUCCUAUGGAGGUUAUUCGGGAAAAGAGCCAGAAAUUUAGAGGACGCAAUCGUAGAUCUAAGUACCGGCCGGAAAAUCCAGCCGGAGCAUUGCCGAUGCCGGGGCCAAGGUUGUCUCAGUUGCAGCACCGAUGAACCGUCGUUUCUGUUGCGUCCCGAUGAUCCCAUUCACUACCGUAAUCUUCUUCACCGCUGCUUCGUAGUAACUCACGAACAAACCCCUCCGCUUCUGGAUUUCACGCCGAUAUCUCGGUGGUCUCAGAGAGAGAUUGUCGAAAGGGUUAUUGAAAUGAUGGAAUCUGGAUGUGAUUGCCAAAAUAAUGUGAUUUGGGCAAGGUAUGACAAGGUCGGUGAUGAGUUCAUGGUUUAUCUACUACAGCACACAUCAACAUUCUUACCAUUUCAAGGAAGGAAACACCAGCAAGUGGCUGGACCUCCUCUAUGUAUCAAGCAAAUGGAGACAUUGACGGUCCACGAAAACAAAAGAAAGAGGGAUGAUGACAACAUUCAUCCACCAAAGAAGAGGCAGCGGUUUUCUUCAAAGGAUAACUCUGCAGCUGUAACGUCCGUAGCUGACGUGAAUGAAGAGGAAAAGCCCACUAAGCGUUCAAGAUUGUAUCUUAAGCGUCGGCGAAAGCAGAGAAAACUCAAUUGCCAGAAAGUUGACAAUUGUACAAAUGGGAAAGCCUCAACUGAGAAUGAAGCUGAUGAAAGGAAUCUGCACUUGAGUCUCACUGAUUUUGCAAAGCAGGCUAAACAGGUGAAAAGAAAGAAGCAUUUCAAGUUUGCCAACACGGAAACGUUUUCAGUUAUACCACCAAACCACAUUUUGAAAACAUUAAGGCCCAACUGCUCUGAUUCAAAGUCUCUAAUGAACCAUAUAUUUGGUGAAGUAAAUGCUUGGUCAACGGCGCCAACUCAUGGCAAAGGAAAUUGCCCCAGUGGAUCUAUUUGCUUAUAUCAUUCAUUGCUCAAGUCUCUUAAAAGCCUAAUUGGAAAAACAAAGUCCUCUCAUUUGAAAACGUUACUAGAUAAACACUGUCCUGUCCUCUUCCCGCAAGAGGAUGCAUUGAUGAAGUCUGCAUAUACGACUUCCCAGAGUUCCUGGAGGCAAAAUACGGAUGGAUCAAGUUCAGAGACGGGCAAAACCAAUUGUCCCAGUGUCAAAGAAACGAAGCUUUAUUGCACGAAAGACCAAGUAGUUUCCUUUAUUUGGGGCAUGUGUAGGUACAUUAUUCCAGAAAGUUUGCUUGGGACCACUCAACAGAUGAGGGUGCUUAGGAGAAACAUAGCCUGGUUUGUUUCUAGGCGAAGAAACGAGAUAUGCACAGUGAAGCAAUUUUUGCAUAGGGUGAAACCAUCAGAUUUCCCUUUCUUUGCCAAUAAACACUUAUGCUGUCACGAAUUCCAGAAUGAGUCCUCCUUCACAAGUACACAGCAGAUGUUGUGCACGAAAUGGGUUUCUUGGCUUUUUCUAGAGAUUGUCAAGAAACUGGUGCGCUUCAACUUCUACGCUACUGAAAGCCAGGAAGGGCGGCUAAACAUUUAUUAUUACCGGAAAUGCAGCUGGGAAAGGUUAAUAAGCAAAGAAAUUAGCAAAAACCUCAAUGGAUAUGUCCAAGUGGACAAUGCUGACGAAAGUAGAAGGAAAAAGCUGCGGUUUAGAUUCUUACCAAAGGCAAAUGGUGUGAGGAUGUUGGUGGAUUUUAGUUCCUCGUCAAGGUCGCAAUCUCUUCGUGAUACACAUGCUGUUUUGAAGGACAUCCAGCUCAAAGAACCAGAUGUCCUUGGUUCUUCUGUUUUUGACCAUGAUGGUUUCUACAGAAACCUAGGCCCGUAUCUGAUCCAUUUGAGGAGUCAAUCUGGAGAACCUCCUCCUCUGUUCUUUGUAAUUGCGGAUGUAUACAAAGCAUUUGAUUCAGUUGACCAGGGUAAGCUUCUUGACGUCAUGCGAUCUGUCCUGAAAGAGGAACACGUCUUGAACAGAUGUAGGUUGGUCUGCUGUGGGAAGAGAUCACGUUGGGUUAGCAACAUACUAGUCUCGAGUGAUAAAGAUGCUACCUUUUCAAGAUUCACAUCAACUGUUCCAUAUAAUGCUCUGCAAAGCAUCAUGGUUGAUCAAGGAGAAAACCAUCUGGUGAGGAAAGAGAAUCUCAUGGCUUGGAUAGAAGACAUGCUAAAGAAGAAUAUGUUGCAGUUGGAUAAAAGCUUGUAUACACAAAUAGCUGGAAUACCUCAGGGACACAGAUUAUCAUCCUUGCUGUGCUGUUUUUACUACGGGCAUCUCGAGAGGACUUUGAUUUACCCGUUCCUCGAGGAAGCCGAUAGAGAGAAAGAGCUGAUCACUCCCCAGAGCUAUAAGUUACUGAGAUUUAUCGAUGACUACCUGUUUGUCUCUACCUCAAGAGAUCAGGCGAUGAGCUUCUAUUACAGAUUGAAGCAAGGUUUCCCAGAUUACAACUGCUUCAUGAAUGAAAAGAAAUUCUGCAUAAAUUUCGAAGAUGAAGGAGAAUCUCAGAGUUCUUGUAAAAGGAUGUAUGUGGGUGAUAAUGAAGUUCCCUUCAUCAGAUGGACGGGCUUGCUUAUUAAUUCCCGGACAUUCGAAGUUCAAGUUGACUACAAAAGGUACUUGAGUGGGCAUAUAAGCUCAACUUUUUCUGUAGCUUGGCAGAACAAACCAGUUAGGAAUCUUCGGCAAAAGUUGUGUAACUUCUUGGUUCCCAAAUGCCAUCCCAUUCUCUUUGACUCGAACAUCAACUCGGGGAGAAUUGUCAGGUUAAACAUCUAUCAGAUCUUUCUGCUAUCUGCAAUGAAGUGUCAUUGUUAUAUCUACGAGUUGUCCCGGUUUUGGAAGCUUCAUCCUCAUACUUUGUUCAAAUUCAUCACAAGAUCUAUCAGGUACAUGUUCAAACUCAUAAAUCGAAGGAUGCACAAAAUCAACACUGGGUCUAGUUUCAGACCAGUUCUUAAACUGGACAAAGAAGAAGUUAUAUGGCUUGGAUUACACGCCUAUGUUCAAGUGCUGAAGAAGAAAAACUCUCGAUAUCGAACCCUCUUGAUCUAUUUGAAGUCUGCACUUUAUAAACACAAUCUUUCUCGCAAUCCACCAUCACCGGAAAUGGAGUAUGCAACGGACCGGUCAAACUCAUCUUCUCUGUGGAAAUUGAAGUACUGA